Messenger RNA from Nilaparvata lugens (brown planthopper), 4000 nucleotides. Its product is annotated as ATP-binding cassette sub-family G member 4. The transcript has 13 exons. Gene Ontology annotation, cellular component: plasma membrane. The coding region runs from base 445 to 2475 and encodes 676 amino acids. Gene Ontology annotation, molecular function: ATP binding; ABC-type transporter activity; ATP hydrolysis activity. NCBI's taxonomy places the organism in Eukaryota, Metazoa, Arthropoda, Insecta, Hemiptera, Delphacidae. The record is from RefSeq and is a predicted model, not a curated record.
AAAUCGAUCAGAGGCGCCCCGACGCGACAAGUCACCAGUCGUGUUUCGAGCAUUGAACGCAGCUUUUGAGGUUAGAUUGGUCGUGACAUCGUGUGAUCCCCACUUAUUCCCGCCAAUUAGUUGCAUCUCUGCCUCCUGAAUCGCAUCAGCGGCUACUUGCACUAUUUCAAACAAAUUUGAACUGUGGGUCAAUUCGAUUGUUCGCGCGCGGCUCGGGUGUGUGAGUGUUUGUAGUGAUGGCAAGUGAAUCCACAAUCUCCUAGAAGUUGACACGGGAGAGGUUGUUUGUCUGUUUCUCUCUUAUAUCUUACAUCUCUCAUAUCUAGGUUGUUCCAUUUCAUCUUCUGAUCAACUCCAGUGUGAGUGGAGAGGUAGGCCUGCAGAGUUCAUCACCCUUCCAAUAGAAGAGAGCACGCAAUCUAUAAAGCUGGCAACAAUUAUGAUAUGACUCAUUUACUGGGCAUCCAAUGCAAAAUAAUGUCUGGCAUCUUCAAGCUAUUCAAACUCCAGAAUGGGAGCGUCGAAAAAGAUAUGUCACAUAAUAUCUACACAGUGGACCUGACCCAGAGUGACACAGGCAUCGUUGCUCCAUCCUUCUCGCUCAAACAUCUUCCAAAGAGACAGCCUGUUGACAUCAAAUUCUCAGAUUUGAAUUACACUGUACCUGACAACUCACGAGCCGGUUCGAAAAAAAUUCUAGAUGAUUUACACGGAGAAUUCAGGUCUGGAGAGCUGGUGGCAAUAUUAGGGCCAUCAGGUGCUGGCAAAAGUACUCUCUUAAACUCCCUAGUCGGUUUUGGAAAUGAAGGAAUGACGGGAACAAUAUUGGUGAACAAUCAGCUGAUGGAUGCCAGUUCGUUUCGCAAGCUAAGCUGCUACAUCAUGCAGAAGGGCGAGCUUCUCCCUUAUCUGACAGUAGGUGAGGCCAUGAUGGUUUCAGCCAAUCUUAAACUGGGAGCUUCAGUCAACAACAGGGAGAAAAAAGUUAUUAUAGAUGAGAUUCUUACAGCUAUGGGACUUAACCACUGUACGGAGACUCGAUGCAAGAAUCUGUCGGGUGGUCAGAAAAAGAGACUGCUUGUAGCUGUGGAGCUUGUGGACAAUCCACCUGUCAUGUUCCUGGAUGAGCCAACAAGUGGCCUGGACAGCUCGUCGAGUGUGCAAUGCGUCGCGCUGCUGAAAUUGCUGGCUCAAGGAGGCCGAACAAUAGUGUGCACCAUACAUCAGCCGAACGCGCGCACAUUCGAGAUGUUCGACCAGUUGUACGUGCUUGCACCGGGCCACUGCAUCUAUGAGGGCCCUGUACGCUCGUUGGUGCCCUUCCUCGCUAGUCAUAGCCUCAUCUGUCCCAGCUACCAUAAUCCGGCAGAUUUCGUUAUUGAAGUUGCUAUGGGACAACAUGGACCGGUACAGCCGAUUCUUACCAAAGAGAUAAAAAGGCACAUGAAGGAGAAAUUCAAGGAGGAGGAGAACAGAAUAUCUGACAAGAUCAACGAAAUUGAUCAGCCAAACAAUAAAAAUUCUAUUUCAGGUGAAAGAUUUAGAGUAUUAUCGAGUGAGCUUGAGCUAUCUCCAAAAGAUGAGAAUUCGUUCAAUCGCCUUAGGAGCGAUGGGGAGUUUGAUGUUUGUGAGAGACCAUCAGCUUUAUUUCAAUUCUAUAUUCUAUUGAAAAGGACAUUCACCUCAACUUCCAGAGAUCUUCAACUGACCCAACUGAGAUUGGUAUCGCAUUUUGCGAUCGGACUUCUAAUUGGCUACCUGUACCUCAACAAAGGCCAGGACGCCAGCAACAUCACCAACAAUGCUGGCUGUAUAUUUUUCACAGCCAUGUUUCUUAUGUUUUCAUCCAUGAUGCCCACUAUUCUAACAUUUCCAUUGGAGAUGACAGUCUAUAAAAGAGAGCAUCUGAACAAUUGGUACUCACUUGGCCCAUUAUAUUUGGCGAAAACUUUGGCUGACAUUCCAUUCCAGGUGGUGUUCACAGUAGUCUAUGUGUCAAUAGUCUACUAUAUGACCGAUCAGCCACAGGAUUUGGAACGGUUCUCAAUGUUCUUAUUCGUGAGCAUUUUACUGUCUUUGGUGGCAUCAUGUGUUGGCCUUUUGACUGGGACAGCUCUAUCAAUAGAAACAGGCACCUACUUCGGACCAAUCUCAUGCAUUCCCUGCGUCCUGUUCUCCGGCUUUUUUCUGUCACUCGACUCAAUUCCGUCCACAAUGAAGUGGCUGGGCAGCCUCUCCUAUCUGCGCUACGCGUUCGAAGGCUGUAUGCUCUCGCUCUACGGCUUCGACAGAUCCAAACUCGACUGCUCUGAGGUCUACUGCCACUUCAGAAUGCCAUCUCAGUUCCUCAAACACCUCGGCAUGCGGGAUGCCUCCUAUUGGUACGACUGUAACAUUCUAAUCAUUUUCGUUGUGGUGCUCAGAACCUUGACCUACUUUGUGCUCAAGUAUAAAAUCAAGUCUUCCUCGUCAUAGACAUCGAAAUUCCAGUCGAUAACACUUUUACGUCAGUAAUGGCACUGUGUGUGUAUACAGACUUACGCGCCACGAGUACGCGCAUUUCUCUUUUCAUCAGCUGAUGCUAUGCUUAUUAUAUCUGUACUUGUACACAAAGACCUUAAAGAGAUAUAGACCCACAAUGCCUAUGCCUUCCCAAUGAUAGCUCUUACUUGAAAUUGAAGGCCGCCAUUGGGGUAUUUUAGCACGAGAUAUUGUAUAAAUAAUAUUUGUAAUACUAUAGAUCACAAAGGCAUUGGUGGCAUUGGUAUGUAAUAAUCUUAUGGGUUGCCCCCUCAAUGGCGGAUUUCAAUUCCAAGUACGACACUAGCGCUGCAUGUGAGUCUAUGCAUCUUUAAGGUCUUUGCUUGUACAGAUACAGUGAGAUUCAUGCCCGGUUGCAAAGUCGUUACAUAAAAUCAAACAUAGCUAUGUGAGAUAUAGCUUAAAAUCACUGACAUAAAUGGUUGGACGUCGCACAGUCGUUUUCAGAAGCCCAUUUAGCUAUAUCUCGAAUUAGCAUCAUACAUAAGUCACACUGCAGCUCUAUUCACUUCUUUCCGUUCAUUUCCGUACAUGCUUCUAUCCAACUAAUGUCUUGUCAUCGGGGAAAGUUUCAAUCGACAUCACUGUGAACAGACCUAAAAUACCUCAUAUAAAAUUGAUAAACAGUAUGGCGACUCUUGGCUUUUGGCAAGAUUUCUCACCAUAUUUAGCGAUUUGGAGGUUAUAAACAACUUGAAAAAACAUAGCGAGAGAAAAAAGAAUUUACUUAUAUAAAUGGUUUUUCGUAAACAUCUUUAAAAAGAAGCUGUCACAACCUUUAAAAUGCAUAUUGGAUUUAACAGCACGACUUCGGGCCCAUAACUUAAUUGAACGUUUUUAGCUAUUGGAGACAUAUAAAUAAGCUCUUUUUGACGACUCUGCAACGAAAUCAUGUGUCCAAUUGGGCGUUUUUAGUUUUAUGGGAGCUAUAGUUUACUUUGACAUCUGUGCAACGAAAAGUGGAGUUAUGGCUUCAUAAAUAAGUUAAAUGCCUGAUUUUAAAUUUAUGUGACGACUCUGCAACCGGGCACUAAUCAGAUAUAAUAGGAGAACAAGUUGUCGGCCCUACUUCAGAGAUCUUGAAAUUCUUCCACUUCCAAGCAUUCAUAUUUUUGAAACAAUCUGCUUCAUAAAAACAUAUUAAAGAAUAAUUUAACACAGGUGAAGUAUUUCAUAGAUACUCGACCAGAUACAGAAGUAACUUGAGAGGGGAUGCGCACUGGAGUAGCAUGUAUGAACGAGGUGUACAGAGCUCAGGUAGGCCUACUCGAAUGUACAACCUGUUGCCAUUUCACUUGAAAGAAUUAUCAGGGAGGAAAUUUAAAAUUUUAUUGAGAAGGGAUCUGCUGUAAAUUGCCGCAUAUUCAGAAUCCAAUAAAUAUUAUAAACCUCAAGUUGGAGGUAUGAAAGGAUAGCACACAUUUUCUUGUGGUAUAAAUUUGACAAAUCAAUAUACCCC